GGGCAUUGACGAAAUUAGUAGCGCGAGUUAUGGAUCCUUCUCUGAAUUAUCCUCAAAUCUACAAAGCUCUUAGCAUUGAUGUUAAGAAGAAAUUAAGCGAGAUAAAUAAGUGUGACGAACAGGCUACUGACUAUGGUAACAAAAAUAUAUGUAAUCGUUGAUUUCUUCGUGCAACCAGCUAGUGUAGCGAAAAGUUUGGCCGUCCAAGAAUGUCAUGAGUUAGCGGCAGUCUUUUUACUGGGCAAAGCAAAAUGUGAAUUCGCUGCUAAAAAUCUGACUUCUGAAGCAUCAACAUUAUUUACAGCUGCAAAAUAUUUUAUACAAGCUGAUGAUAAAUUGGUUUCAACUAAUUCUAUUAAUUAUGAGGAUAAUUUAAAUUGCGCGAUUCUUUGUUUAUUAAGAGCAGCAAGAAUCUAUGAAUUGAAUGAACUCUUCACAUUAGCGACAAACGUUUACAUUUAUCUGGUGGAUACGUUAAUGAGACGAUGUAAAUUUCAUCAAUCUAUACCUUAUAUAAAACGAUCUAUAGAAAUUGUAUCCAAAGAUGUACUAUUAAGUUUAGAAUUAUAUAAACGUUUAAGUUAUUGUCAAUUAUAUAUACAUGAUUGGCCUGGUGCAUUGUAUACUUUUAUAUGUAUACAAAAUUUAACAAAAAAAGAAUUGACAUUGAAUUCAUUUGAUCUAUAUAUACAAUAUUGGAGUAUAUCUGAAAUAUUUCGUGUAUUACUUAUACUUCUAUGUAUGCCUUCCUAUAGAUUACAUAAUCUUGAUUCAUCGGAUUAUUCUUUAAAACAAUAUGAUAUUAUUGUAACUGAUGAAAAAGUUGAAGAUUUAUUCAAAUUAUCUACAUUGAAUUCUGUUUAUAUGGAUAAUAAUUUAUUUAUUCUAUUACAGUCUUUUGUGUUGGCACAUCAAUCAAAAGAUAUUUUAGAAUUAGAAUCACUUUCAGUUAUGCUUCAAUCAUUUGUAAAUUUAGAACAACGUGAAUUAAUUAGUCUAAUUCUUCGUGAAAUAAUAGUGGUUACAUCGUGAAGAAAAACAAAAGAAAUGGGUUUUUCUCUGUCAACAUAUUCAAAUGAAACAAACCUCUCUGUGUCCUACUUUGUGAUCUUUGAACCAGAAAACUCAACGGUUGUCAAGUUCUAGCAAGCUUACUUCCUUGUUCUUCUAAUAUGUAUAUGUGAUAUUUUUCUGCUUUACUUCAAUAAAGUUGAAUUAUCUCUGUAAAUUAUUUUUCAUAAAAUAUGUUUUUCAACAGAA
Messenger RNA from Schistosoma intercalatum, 1260 nucleotides. The record is from the annotation of a GenBank genome assembly. NCBI's taxonomy places the organism in Eukaryota, Metazoa, Platyhelminthes, Trematoda, Strigeidida, Schistosomatidae.